CGUGGGUUCCAGGUACAGUUACGUCACCACUCAUCGCGAUAUAAGAGGCACACUUCUAGUAUAAACUUUCAAAGAAGCAUUAUCUUGACUUCACCGUGACGGGAAGACUUAAUUAUCCUAAGAUUAAUCCUUCUCAAAUCGAAUUAUACUACCCAUCUAUCCAUCAGACCUUUCUAGAACUACGUAUUAACACUUAUACAUCAUCAUCGCGGCCCACCUCUCACUAUGGCCGACACGCACCAAUUCGAUGCAAGCAAGCUCUUUGGGGUCCAAGACUAUGUUGUAGUAAUCACGGGCGGCGGGUCCGGGAUAGGGCUAAUGGCCGCCCAGGCACUCGCUGCGAACGGCGCCAAAGUCUACAUCACCGGCCGGCGGAAGGAAGUUCUUGAGAAGGCGGCAAAAAGUCACCAGCCGGCCAAGAGCAGCGGGCAGAUCAUCCCGAUCGGGCCGUGCGAUGUGACCAGCAAGGACGACCUAGAGAAGCUGGUUGCGGAUCUGAGCAAGCGCGAGAAGUACAUCAACCUCCUGGUGUGCAACGCUGGCAUCUCGGGUCCGAAGGCUGAACCAAAGGAUGCCGACGCGGAAGACCUCAAGGCUAGGCUUUGGAAUAAUGAGGAUCCUAGCGAUUGGCACGAUAACUUCAACACGAAUGUCACCGCGGUGUACUUUACGACUGUAGCCUUCCUUCCGCUGCUACAGCAAGGCAUCCGUCCGAAAGGUCCCCUUGAGCCUUACGCCCCAUCUGUAAUUACUAUUUCUUCUAUGUCGGGUAUCAUGCGACAUGCCCAAGGCCACUUCAGCUAUAACACGGCCAAGGGGGCCACGGUGCACCUGACAAAGCUUAUGAGCGCAGAGUUCCAAAAGGCCGAAAUUAGAGUCAACUCCAUUGCGCCGGGAUAUUUCCCUAGCGAAAUGACCGCUAAGAGCAGUGAUGAUAAACAAAAGAGCUAUGUGUCGCCAGAGGAGAUUCAAGAUAAAGGCCACGUCCCGCUCAUGAGAGCCGGACGUGAGGAAGAAAUGGGAAUGACGAUACUAUACCUCGCGAAGAACCAAUAUGUGAACGGAGAGAUCAUCGCGGUAGACGGCGGAGUCCUAAAUGUUGUGGCAGGGCGGUAAAGAGCCUACUCGUCUGUUAAUACUACCUCGCAAUGUCCCUGAUGUGUUAAAUCCAAAACCAUGGAAAGGCGCACCGGUAUUAGAUCGUUAAGCGGUUAGAUAAAAGUAAAAGCUCAAUAAAUGAGUAUCGUAACUGUUAACAUAUCACCUAUCAAGAGGUAGCACGAUAGCUUGUUUCUUAUUUCGACUAAUUAUAGGAGUUGUUCUUAAAUUACUAUUAUGAUUUCACACGAAUGGUGAUUGGAUGGUUUCUCUAGUCAAUGGAGGAGUUAUCUCUUGAUAUAACUAUAAGGAAUGUAUAAUGUAGAAUAACAAUGUAAGAUUGUAAAAUCCAG
Daldinia decipiens is the source of this 1451-nucleotide messenger RNA. RefSeq names its product NAD(P)-binding protein. The record is from RefSeq and is a predicted model, not a curated record. Bases 226 to 1116 code for a protein of 296 amino acids. The transcript is spliced from 2 exons. Lineage: Eukaryota; Fungi; Ascomycota; Sordariomycetes; Xylariales; Hypoxylaceae.